AUGGCUUUCCUGCUGGAGCAAAUCUUCAACGCCCCCGCCGCAGCUCUGCAGGAAAACAGAUGCGACAUCCCGCUGAAGACCAUCGCAGAAGCAGCCGCAGCUGCUGCUGCUGCAGCAAGGGGCGCAGCAGCAGCAGCAGCAGCAGCAGCAGAAGAAGGAGACAGUUUGUCUCCUUUGUCUCCUUUGAAAAGAGACAAAACAAUUAAACUUGUGGACUUGCCCGGACAUCCCAGGCUGCGGCCUGCUGCUCUUGCUGCUGCUGCUGCUUCUUCUCUCCUCAUAUUCUUCGUCGACGCUGCAGACAAACCCUCCCUCAAAGCAGCAGCAGAGUUUUUGUUUGAACUUUUCUGCGACUCGAAAAUAUGCGAGCGAAGGCCCCCUUUGCUGCUGGUUGUAAACAAAAGAGACAGCCCGGAGGCGAGGGGACAGCAGGCGGUUGUUGAGGACCUCGAGCGAGAAGUGGAGCGCUGCCGGGUGUCUCGACAGGCGGCAGCAGACGCUGAGGAGACACCUGUCUCCUUUUUCGGAGUGGAAGGGAGACGCUUUUUGCUCGAAGACGCGCCGUGCCCCCUG
Eimeria tenella is the source of this 573-nucleotide messenger RNA. RefSeq names its product signal recognition particle receptor subunit beta, putative. The transcript is spliced from 4 exons. The annotation marks the transcript as partial. NCBI's taxonomy places the organism in Eukaryota, Apicomplexa, Conoidasida, Eucoccidiorida, Eimeriidae. The record is from RefSeq and is a predicted model, not a curated record.